AGAUUUUUAAAUAAAUAAAAUAAAAAAUUUAGAGUUUGAAGACAAAAUUUUCACGUCAGUAAUCCCGACAAGAACAAUAAAAUCUGAUGUUGUCUGAAGUAUCUUCGUUGGUUUCUCCGAAACGUGUCCACCUCCAGUCUCGCCGCGUCAACCAUUGAUUUUUCUCUCUAAAUUCAUCACAAUCCCAGUUUUGCAAGCAAAUCCGAUUCCCUUGUGUAAGUAGCUUCAAAUUUCUUCCGUUGUUGAUAUCCCAAAAUGAAUUCCACUCAAGAAAUUAUUGAUUCUGAUAACCUUUUUGAUCGUCUACCAGAUGAUAUUGUGUUAUCAAUCUUCAGCAAAUUAGGAGAUGCAAAAUCCCUUUGUAUUUCGCUGUGUGUUUGUAAGCGUUUUCGUUCAAUAAAUCUUGAAACUGACCAAAUUUUUCUUUCCAUUCCUCGUAAAAGAACACUUGUAAGAGACUGUGAGACACACUCAAGUUUCUUCAAGAAUCUUGUUUUUAGAAUUUUGAUAAAAUCCGUCCGAUUUAUUUCUCAAAGAACCAAAUUCGAAAAAAAUAAGAAUGAUGAUGAGGAUUAUUGUUCUUAUUAUCCUCCAAGUGAAGUUCUGAAGUCUUUUCAAGAAAUUCGGUUACUUCAUCUUAGACUGCCAUGUCAUGGAAGUGAAAAACUGGUUUCAAAAGCUCGUAAGAAGAGUAAUUCAACUUUCUUGAAAUGGAAAGCAGAAUUUGGGAGCCAACUAAAUAAUUGUGUGAUAUUGGGAGCUAAAUCUUGGAUUGAGAAACCCGAAAAUGGAGAAAGUUUGCUCGAAUCAGACUCCGAAUCGUCUGUAAUUGAUGAUCAUGAGCUGAAGUUGAGGAUUGUUUGGACAAUUUCAUGUUUGAUGGCAGCAUCCGCCAGACAUUAUUUGAUACAAGAAAUCGUUAAGGAACGUGAAAUGAUCGAGAAAAUUGAGGUGUCAGAUGAAAGUGAACAGGGGAGGCUUUGUAUGAACAAGGAACAAAUUGAAGAGCUGAGGAGUUUGAAGGAGAGAGAUACAUUUUUGAGGUAUAGGAUGAGAGUACCUGCUUUGAAGAUGAAAAUAUGGUACAUGAAAAAGUUGGAGUUGCCGGAAUCAGGGGAGGUUCUGGAGGGGGCGACGCUAGUGGUGGUAAGGCCGGUUGGCGGUGGAGGAGAUUAUGUAGAUGGUGGAAGUGGUGGUGAUUUGGUGGCUGAGGUGUUUGAUGGGGCAGAGGAAGUGGUGGUGCUUGGUGAAGUAGUGAAGAAAUUGAUGGGGGCUAAAUGUUACACUUUAGAAAUGAAUUCGUUCUGAUUUUUCUUUAGUUGGUUUAUGUUUAGUCAGCUUUUACCUUUUACCUUUUCCUCUGUAAAUUUCUUACUGAAAUUUAUAUUUAUCUCAAAAUUAAGCUAUA
Messenger RNA from Olea europaea var. sylvestris, 1408 nucleotides. Its product is annotated as F-box protein At4g18380-like. Gene Ontology annotation, molecular function: protein binding. The transcript has a single exon. The record is from RefSeq and is a predicted model, not a curated record. NCBI's taxonomy places the organism in Eukaryota, Viridiplantae, Streptophyta, Magnoliopsida, Lamiales, Oleaceae. The coding region runs from base 256 to 1308 and encodes 350 amino acids.